Molecule: messenger RNA, 6287 nt
Organism: Beta vulgaris subsp. vulgaris (sugar beet)
Lineage: Eukaryota; Viridiplantae; Streptophyta; Magnoliopsida; Caryophyllales; Amaranthaceae
Product: protein REDUCED CHLOROPLAST COVERAGE 1
Exons: 25
Coding region: 250-5859 (1869 amino acids)
Biological process (GO): organelle organization
Cellular component (GO): cytoplasm
Molecular function (GO): protein binding
Source: RefSeq, a predicted model, not a curated record
UUAACUCCCUUCUUUCUCUCUCCCUUCAUUUUUUUUCUUCUCUCCCUCUUUCAAAAUUGAUUUAAUGUUCAUUUUGUUUUUCAUAUUUACAAUUUCAGCUACUUCUUGAAUAUUCACCUUAUCUUACUAUUUAGCUUUUAAUGGUGCACUGAAGAACUGCUCUAUUUUGCACUUUUUUUUUGGAAUUUGUACUUGCAGGAGUAAUUUUAAGAGCUUUGUUUGUUUAAAUUAAGCAAAGAAAAGAGUUCAAUGGCACCCAAGAAUGGAAAGGGAAAGAGCAAGGGAGACAAGAAGAAGAAAGAAGAGAAAAUUCUUCCUGUUGUUAUGGAUAUAACAGUGACCCUUCCUGAUGAAACAAGUGUAGUUUUGAAGGGAAUAUCCACAGACAGAAUCAUCGACGUUCGAAAACUUCUCUCAGUGAAUACAAUGACUUGCAAUAUCACCAACUUCUCCUUGUCACACGAGAUUAGGGGCCCACGUCUAAAAGACACGGUGGACGUUGCAGCUCUUAAACCCUGCAAUAUUACAUUGGUUGAAGAGGCGUACGAUAAGGAAAGUGCAGCGGCGCACGUUAGAAGGCUACUGGACAUUGUAGCAUGCACAACGAGUUUUGGUCCAUCUGCUGGGAGCAAAGAAGGAAACAAAACUGAGGAAGUUAAAAAUGCGCGGGGUGCGCAGGAUAAGAGUUCGUCGGCGAAAAAAUCCGGCAGUAAGUCGAAUAACGGUAAACAAUCGCCGGCAACGACGGAAGAUUCCGCCGGAAAAUGUUCAAAUGCGACGAUUUUAUCUCCGUCGAAAGAUGAUAUUUCGAUGAUGAUUGAUGGAGAAGGAGAGACGAAUAAUUCUUGCCCUAAGCUUGGAAGUUUCUAUGAGUUCUUCUCUCUCGCUCAUCUCUCUCCUCCUCUUCAGUUCAUUCGGAGGGCUUCAAGGCAGACUGAUGAUCAGAUUUUAGAGGAUGAUCAUCUAUUUUUCCUAGAUGUUAAGCUGUGCAAUGGCAAGCUGGUUCUUGUUGAGGUUUGCAAGCGUGGAUUCAUCAGUAUUGGGAAGCAUCGUGUCCUCAGUCACAACCUUGUUGAUCUGCUUAGACAACUUAGUAGAGCUUUCGAUAGUGCUUAUGAUGAGCUCAUGAAAGCAUUCUCAGAGCGCAACAAGUUUGGUAAUCUACCAUAUGGCUUCAGAGCCAACACGUGGCUCAUUCCUCCAUCUGCAACACAUUCACUUUCGACAUUUCCCGCUCUUCCUGUUGAGGACGAAACUUGGUGUGGCAAUGGUGGUGGCUGGGGGAGAGAUGGAAAAAGUGAUAUGAUACCUUGGGCAAAUGAAUUCCGCUUUGUUGCAUCAAUGCCUUGCAAGACUCCUGAAGAGAGACAAAUACGAGAUAGAAAAGCUUUUCUCAUUCAUAGUUUGUUUGUAGAUGUGGCAAUUUUUAGGGCAAUUUCUACCUUGCAACAUGUAAUUGAGAAAAAGAGAGUGACUCAUACAGCUGCAAAUGAUGAGAUUAUUCAUGCUGAGAUAGUUGGUGAUCUGCAUAUCACUGUCAUGAAGGACGUCUCUCUUGCAAGCUGUAAGCUAGACACUAAGAUUGAUGGGCUUCAUGCCACCGGUUUGGAUCAGAGGGCUCUAACAGAGAGAAACUUGCUGAAAGGGAUAACAGCUGAUGAGAAUACUGCUGCUCAUGAUAUCAGCAGUUUAGGCUCUAUAAACUUGAGGUAUGCUGGUUACGUCGUCACAGUGAAGGUUGAAGUCAAAGACGAUACACCUGUCGAUUCAUUGUCACCUAGCAUAGAAACUUUUGAUCAGCCUGAAGGUGGUGCUAAUGCACUCAAUAUUAACAGUUUAAGACUACUACUUCAUAAAGUAGCAGCCACAGACCAUCACAAAUGGGAAACCCAAUCAGAACAGUAUGAUGCUCGAAGACUCAGCACAUCUCAAGCUUUUGUGGAAAAACUAUUGGAAGAGAGUCUUGCAAAGCUUCAGGAAGAGAACACGAAGGAAGACAAUUUUGUAAGAUGGGAGCUAGGAGCAUGUUGGAUUCAACAUCUUCAGGACCAAAAAAGUACAGAGAAAGACAAGAAACCCUCUGCUCAAAAGGCUAAGAAUGAGAUGAAGGUUGAAGGUCUAGGAACACCCCUUAAAUCCCUCAGGAACAAGAAAUCAGAAGGAAUUUCUCAAGCUCAUCCUGAUAAUUCACUGUCAAAUUCAAGCAGUGCUGAUGUUGUGUCAUCAUCUACCGAAGCACAGUCCGGCACCACUCAAAUUGACAGUGAGCCUGCACUCAAAACUAUUUUGUCGGAUACAGCUUUUACUCGUUUAAAAGAAUCAGAUACAGGAUUGCACCAGAAGUCUUUGCAAGAACUAAUUGACCUCUCCCAGAAAUAUUAUGAUGAAGUUGCUCUACCUAAGCUGGUUGCAGAUUUUGGCUCAUUAGAACUCUCACCUGUUGAUGGGCGAACAUUGACUGAUUUUAUGCAUACAAGAGGUCUUCGGAUGCGUUCUCUUGGGCGUGUUGUGAAGUUGUCAGAAAAGCUGUCUCAUGUUCAGUCUCUCUGUAUCCAUGAGAUGAUUGUUCGAGCUUAUAAGCACAUAAUCCAAGCAGUGAUUGCUUCUGUUGGUACUGAUGAUGUGGCACUGACCGUUGCUUCAGCUUUGAAUUUAAUGUUGGGGGUUCCUGAUACUGGUAAUUCAGACAAGUCAUUCAAUGUCCAUCCCCUGAUAUGGAGAUGGUUGGAGUUCUUCUUGAUGAAGCGAUAUGACUGGGAUAUCAAUGGUUUUAACUUCAAAGAUUUGAGAAAGUUUGCCAUUCUACGUGGACUUUGUCAAAAGGCGGGUCUCGAAUUAGUUCCGAGGGAUUAUGAUAUGAAUUCUCCCAAUCCUUUCCGUAAAACAGAUGUUGUCAGCCUGAUACCUGUUCACAAGCAAGCAGCAUGCUCAUCAGCUGAUGGUAGACAACUUUUGGAGUCAUCAAAAACAGCUUUGGAUAAAGGAAAGCUUGAAGAUGCAGUUAAUUAUGGGACAAAGGCUCUAGCGAAGCUGGUAGCAGUUUGUGGUCCGUAUCAUCGGAUGACUGCAGGAGCUUACAGUCUCCUUGCUGUGGUCUUGUAUCAUACUGGAGAUUUUAAUCAGGCUACAAUUUACCAGCAAAAAGCCUUGGACAUCAACGAGAGGGAAUUGGGACUCGAUCAUCCUGACACGAUGAAAAGCUACGGAGAUUUAGCUGUGUUCUAUUACCGGCUUCAGCAUACAGAGCUGGCUCUCAAGUAUGUGAAGCGCGCGUUAUAUCUACUACAUCUCACAUGUGGUCCAUCACAUCCGAAUACAGCUGCCACAUAUAUAAAUGUGGCUAUGAUGGAGGAAGGCCUUGGAAAUGUACAUGUUGCCCUUAGAUACCUCCACAAGGCUCUGAAGUGUAAUCAAAGGUUAUUAGGACCAGACCACAUUCAGACAGCAGCAAGUUAUCAUGCCAUCGCUAUUGCACUUUCAUUGAUGGAAGCAUAUCCUUUAAGUGUUCAGCAUGAGCAGACAACCUUGCAAAUUCUUCGGGCUAAGCUAGGGCCUGAUGAUUUACGCACUCAGGAUGCUGCUGCUUGGCUUGAAUAUUUUGAAUCCAAGGCUUUUGAACAACAAGAAGCUGCAAGAAAUGGGACUCGGAAACCUGAUGCAUCCAUAGCAAGCAAAGGUCAUCUCAGUGUUUCAGACUUGCUUGACUAUAUCAAUCCCAGUCCUGAUUCGAAAGGGAGAAACUCAAUGUCAGUCAAGAGAAAAAGCUAUUUUGUGAAGGUCCAAGAGAAAGCAAAUCAGGCUUCCAUCAAACCCAGCUCCGAGGGUUCUCCCAAAGACACAAACCCAAUUGUUUCUGAUGGUGAUAAUGAACCUGAAGGUAUUAGUAGUGAAGCUGAGUCUGAUGCUAUCUCUGAUACAACAAAAUUGGUAGAUAGCACUAUAGAGCCUGUUCAUCCCGUUGUACCUGUCCCGGAACCUGUCCAAGUGAAGCAGCCAAUCACUCCCAGUAAAGUCUCACCUGAGACCAAUAUUGAAGCUGAAGAUGGGUGGCAGCCUGUUCAACGGCCAAGAUCAGCUGGGGGACAUGGUCGUCGAGUUAGACAGAGACGUGCAACAAUUGGCAAAGUAUAUGGCUACCAGAAGAAAGAAGUAGUUGACACUGAUCCAGCCAGACUAAAUAAUUCUCUCCAAAAUACCAACUAUUAUGUGUUGAAGAAACGUGCAUUGUCACCAGCUAGCUACACAGAUCAACAUAGUGCUAAAAAUGCCUCCCAAGUCAGCAAAUUUGGGCGACGAAUUGUCAAAGCUGUGACUUACAGGGUGAAGUCCGUGCCUUCUUCUGCCAAAGGUGAAUCUAAGGAGGUCUCUGUCAAAGAAAGUGAAUCUGGACAAAAUCUUGAGAAGCCCACAAUAGUUAGGCUGGGGAAAUCUCCUUCCUAUAAGGAUGUUGCACUUGCACCGCCAGGGACUAUCUCUAAACUGCAAGCCAGUGUUCCCGAAGAUGAUAGUCCAAAUGAGACUAAGGUUGCUGUAGAGAACUGUGAAGAUGCUGUGGGUAAUGAUUUGAGAAAAAAUGUCGUAUCUGAAAAGGCAGAUGUCGUGGUAGAGAACGUUAAAGAGAUUGACGAGUGUGCUCCAUCAGCUUCCAAAGAAUCCUCUCCAGGUCAUCAGGAUAUGGAAGACAAUUACUCAGAUGGUGUAGCAAGAAAUAUUGGUACUUCUGGGGGUGUGUCUUCUACUGUUGACAAGGCCGACAGUGAUACAAUUGACAUCCAUGAAGUGGUACCUGAGAAUGUACCCGUAAACACCGCAACAACGAAUUUAGCAAGUUCUUCAAAAGAUGUGAAGUUCGAAUUGGACAUAGCUUGUGGUUCUCAAACAGAAGAUAGCGGAGCAUCUCCCUUGCAAGGAGAGGAACAUUUGGAGGACAAACCGAUGGUUACAAAUUCGAGUGAUGCGCAAGAUAUUCCCAGCAAGAAGUUGUCAGCUUCUGCUGCCCCAUUUAGCCCAUCACCAGCCAUUGCGCGCUCUGCUCCCUUGCCUUUGAACAUGAAUCUUCCUUCUGGUCGAGGUGCAGUUCCAGGUGUAGGUCCUUGGCCAAUGAACAUGACUCUCCAUCAUGCAUACCCAUCUCCACCACAUACACCAAAUAUGAUACAACCAGUGCCUUUCAUGUACCCUCCUUACAGUCAGGCUCAGCCUAUACCACCAAAUAAUUUUUCUCCAAAUGGCAAUCAUUUUCAUCGCAAUCAUUAUGCAUGGCAAUGCAACAUCAGAGCCACUACACCAGAGUUUAUUCCCAGCACCAUUUGGCCUGGUUGCCGCCCGGUCGAGUUCUCUGUAAUUUCACCUGUGGCUGAACCAAUCUGUGAACUUAUAUCAGAGCAAAGGGCCCAAUCUCCCAGUUCUGAGUGCAGCCAAGGUUUGGCCCCUCUUCUGCCUGAUGAUAUCGGUAGUGUGGAGGAGGCAAAGAAAGAAUUGGUGGUUCCCAUGCCAGAAGUGGUACCUGAUGCAGAUAAAUUAGCUUGGAUUGGAGUGGAGAAUGAGAAACAGAAAGAGGAUCCUACUUCGUGUUUGGAUAAUGAGGGGACAACACCAGUACAUGGUGACAGUCCCAAGGAGAAGUCCGAGGAGAAUGCGGAGGUUACUAGGUCUAAUCAUCACGUGGAUGAUGAUGAAAGAACUUUCAACAUACUAAUUCGAGGAAAACGAAACCGAAAGCAAACUCUUAGAGUGCCGAUAAGUUUGCUUAGAAGACCUCAUUGUUCACAGUCGUUUAAAGUUGCAUACAGCAGAGUUGUUCGAGACAGUGAAACUUCUAGGCCCUUAUCAUCUUGUGAAAGUAAUCUAGCAACAUGAGUAAAUUGUUGGUAUUCACUACUGAUUUGGGAGAAGGGUUAUAGGAAAAUAUAUAUUCCUUCUUCCUAUAUGCAUCAUAAGUGUCAGAUACCUUGAGCCUUACAGGUCUUUUCGUACUAGCAUUGCAAUUGGACUCGAAAUAUUUUUCAGAGGUUAAAGGUCUAUAUUGGAAGACAAGUUAAGGAGCGAGGUGACUUUUUCUCUUCCUCCAAAAAGAAGGAAUGCUCAAAAACCUGAUAUAUAUCGAAGAUUUGAAAAUCACGAAUUUUGAUUCGCAGAAUGCACACACAAAUUUGGUUAUGGUUAUUGCAAGGCAUUGAUAGUGAUUAGUACAAAUGUACAAUUUUGUUCUACUGUGUAUACUGAGUACUGACUGCUUCAGCUGUUUUAUUGACGAGGUAUUGACAUUUUGCUUCUCUUCCAGCCAA